This is a messenger RNA of Pecten maximus, 1194 nucleotides long. Its product is annotated as rho-related protein racD-like. Gene Ontology annotation, molecular function: GTPase activity; GTP binding. NCBI's taxonomy places the organism in Eukaryota, Metazoa, Mollusca, Bivalvia, Pectinida, Pectinidae. The record is from RefSeq and is a predicted model, not a curated record. Bases 1 to 1194 code for a protein of 397 amino acids. Gene Ontology annotation, biological process: small GTPase-mediated signal transduction. The transcript is spliced from 8 exons.
AUGGUGUUCACGAGAAAACCCAUCAACUGUACCUUGGUCGGCGAUGGUAUGGUUGGAAAGACAUCCAUUGUUCAUACUUAUAUCGGAAAGGGGAUGGAUACAAAAUAUGUGGCAACAGUAUUCGAAAACUAUGCAGGAGGAACUUCUAUUGACGGAGAGAGGUAUACUGUCAGUAUCUAUGAUCCUGCUGGCCAGCACGACUAUUCCCAUAUGCGAGCGUGUACUUAUACAGACUGUGAGGUUAUACUCAUGUGCUACAAUGCCAAUGACCGAGACACAUUUGACAAUAUAAAGUCAUUUUGGCUUCCAGAAAUAAGAAAAUUCAGGGGCAAGAAGUCUUCACUCAUUCUUGUUGCCACCCAGACGGAUACCCGGAAUCCGAAUUCCGGCUCGUCAGUUAGUACACAGGAAGGAGAAGAUUUGGCAAGGGACAUGAAUGCCGUGGGAUACAUGGAGACCACUAUUAAAAAUCAUGACAGUGUGAAGGACGUUUUCCAGAAAGUGGUUACGCUCUUUGCCAACGACAUCGCACUGAAACAUUCUUCCAAAAAUCUCUUCGACAUCAAACAAGAAUCUUUGAUUUUCCUACUUCUGGACCAUGAUACAAACUCUCAAGACGGAUCAGCUACGGAUACCCGGAAUCAGAAUUCUGACUCGUCAGUUAGUACACAGGAAAGAGAAGAUUUGGCAAGGAAGAUGAACGCCGUGGGAUACAUGGAGACUACUAUCCAGAAUGAUGAUAGUACAGAUACCCGGAAUCCGAAUUCUGGCUCGUCAGUUAGUACACAGGAAGAAGAUUUGGCAAGGGAGAUGAACGCCGUGGGAUACAUGGAGACCACUAUCCAGAAUGAUGAUAGUUUAAAGGACGUUUUCCAGAAAAUAGUUACGUGUGCUCUGAAAUGCCAGAAGAAAAACGAUCUAGGUAACAUUUUAUUUGCGACAGUGAAAAAGCUUUCCAAAAUGAUCGACCACAAAAUCCUGAGCAACUCGAUACCAUCCCAUUGGAAAAUGAAUCAAAGGAAUGCUAACAAACCUGGGGAGUACAAAAAGGAAACUAUAAGAAUCACCGAUGACCAUGGUCUUCAAGCCCAGAACGAGACAGUGGGAUAUUCUUCACUUGCUUAUGUGAAGGUGGUACCCCAGCUUAUUUACCUGUAUCAGGACCUUAUCAUGGUCAACAGGCCGAAGAGUUGA